AUGUCGCAAAACACCAAUGGCCUCGACAGUAAGAGCCCGUCGAGAGAUGCCUCUCUCGACAAGGUGAAGGUCGACGGGGUUGCCAGUCACAUUGAGGACACUACCGCUUCUCAUGCACCUAACUUUGAUGACUCUAUUGAAGAUACGGAGCCUUCUAAGGCUGUUUGGCUCAUCACGUUUACCGUCGCUAUGGGUGGUUUUCUAUUUGGCUAUGAUACCGGCGUGAUUUCGGCUGUUCUCGUCAGUUUGAAGUCGGACCUCGGACACGAACUGUCGACUUCAGAACAGGAACUCGUAACCUCGAUUACUUCUGGCGGUGCUCUCAUUGGUGCCAUUAUGGCUGGAUUGCCCGCAGACAGAUAUGGACGAAAGCUCGGCAUCUACAUUGGAUGUCUUCUAUUUCUCAUCGGCUCAAUCAUUCAGGCGGCGGCGUUUUCCCUGGCGCAGAUGACUGUUGGGCGGUUUGUGGUUGGACUGGGUGUGGGCUCUGCCGCAAUGAUCAUCCCACUUUAUAUCGGCGAGCUGGCCCCUGCCAGACACCGCGGCCGCAUGAUUGCAUUCGACAACAUGAGCGUUACGCUCGGUCAGCUCAUCUCCUACGCUCUCGGAGCCGGAUUCACCGAAGUUCCUCACGGAUGGCGCUAUAUGGUCGCCGUUGGCGGGUUGCCACCAAUCGCUCUCGGCCUCCUCCUGCCCUGGUGCCCCGAAUCCCCGAGACAGCUCAUCUCUCACGGCAAGAUUGAGGAGGCUACUCGCGUCAUCAGGCGCGUCUACCCUCACGCCACCGAAGAGCAGGUGCGGGCAAAGAUGGGACACAUGACGUGGGCUGUUGAAGUCGAAGCGCAGGCGACUUCCACCUCUCUGUGGCACCGCUUCAAGCAGUUGCACGUUGUCCCGUCGAAUCUGCGUGCUCUCAUCUGUGCUUGUGCUAUUAUGGCCAUCUCACAAUUGGGUGGUUUCAACACAUUGAUGUACUACAGCGGCGUCUUCUUCGGCCUCGUCGGCUUUGAUAAGCCGGUUGCUGUCUCGAUUGUGGUUGGCGCAACCAACUUUGUCUUCUCUCUCGUCAAUUUGUUGGUUAUUGACAGAAUUGGAAGACGCCGUAUCUUGCUGUUCACAGUUCUUGGAAUGUCCAUCAGCAUGGCAGUUGCCGCCAUCGCAUUCCAUUGGAUUCCCGUCUCGCCCGAUCUCAAGCUACAAGCCACUUCAGUCAACUGGGCCGGCAUUCUCGUCCUUGUGACUAUCAUCGUCUACGUCGCCUGCUUUGCUGGUGGUGUUGCUACCAUUGCCUGGGUUGGCACUGAGCUGCUACCCCUGGAGGUUCGCGCUCUCGGCACCAUGAUGAACACCGUUACCUGCUGGGGCUGCAACAUCAUCAUCGCUUCAACCUUCCUAUCUAUGAUGAAGGGUAUGACUCCCAGUGGUGCCUUUGGGUUUUACGCGGGUAUUUGCUUCUUUGGUUGGAUUUUUGUCAUCAUUUGUUACCCAGAGGUCAACGGCCUUCCCCUUGAGGAAGUUCGCCAGAUCUUCUCUGUUGGAUUCGGCGUCAAGAAGGCAAACGAGAUGCAAAGAAUGCGCAAGAUGGGUGCUGGAGCAGCUUAA
Molecule: messenger RNA, 1602 nt
Organism: Colletotrichum truncatum
Lineage: Eukaryota; Fungi; Ascomycota; Sordariomycetes; Glomerellales; Glomerellaceae
Product: myo-inositol transporter
Biological process (GO): myo-inositol import across plasma membrane
Cellular component (GO): membrane
Molecular function (GO): myo-inositol:proton symporter activity
Source: RefSeq, a predicted model, not a curated record